AUGAGUGCGGCGGAGGGCGGCCAAGUUGUGGCGAGUUACAUUGCACUCCCCAAAGCCCCGCGGUCCGACUGGAAGGCAUCGGACUUUGAAAUGCUUCACAAAUUGGGGGGCGGCAACUACGGGGAUGUUUACUUGGCCUCCGUGCGGGACUGUAACUUUGUGUGCGCCAUCAAAAAACUUUCCAUUAAGAAACUGGCGGAAUUUGACAUUGUCGCGCAGCUCCGCCGGGAGAUCGAGAUUGCGUUUCACACCCGUCACAGGUAUCUGCUGCGUACGUAUGGGUACUUCUUCGAUGACACAGACAUUUACCUCAUUCUAGAGCCCUGCAGCAAUGGGAUGCUGUACACAGAACUGAACCGGGUGAAGUUUUUUCCUCCUCCAACCGCAGCCCGCUACGUUGCACAGUUAGCCGAGGCGCUUCUUUACCUCCACCAGCAUCACAUUCUUCACCGCGACAUUAAGCCGGAAAACAUUCUGCUCGAUCACAAUCAAAACAUUAAGUUGGCAGACUUUGGGUGGUCUGUGCACGACCCUCACAACCGCCGGAAGACGUCCUGCGGCACACCGGAGUAUUUCCCGCCGGAGAUUGUUGGGCGCCAGCCGUAUGACACGAGCGCA
Molecule: messenger RNA, 618 nt
Organism: Trypanosoma cruzi
Lineage: Eukaryota; Euglenozoa; Kinetoplastea; Trypanosomatida; Trypanosomatidae
Product: protein kinase, putative
Exons: 1
Biological process (GO): regulation of cytokinesis; protein phosphorylation; mitotic spindle organization
Cellular component (GO): spindle microtubule; spindle midzone; spindle pole centrosome
Molecular function (GO): ATP binding; protein kinase activity
Source: RefSeq, a predicted model, not a curated record